Molecule: messenger RNA, 1137 nt
Organism: Vicia villosa (hairy vetch)
Lineage: Eukaryota; Viridiplantae; Streptophyta; Magnoliopsida; Fabales; Fabaceae
Exons: 1
Coding region: 1-1137 (378 amino acids)
Source: RefSeq, a predicted model, not a curated record
AUGGGUUUUAGAAAUUGGAAAAAAGUUAGGAAUGGAAAACAAUGUUCCUUUCUUAAACACAUAGGGAAGUAUCCAUGCUCACCACACAACAAUGCAAUGCAAGCUUGUCAAGACUUGUUGAAUCAAGAUGGUCAUAUUAGAAAUGUUAUUCAAGUGCAAAGUUUGUGUCAAAGAAUGAAUAAUCGCCUACGUCUCAAGACUUCAAUUGACACAGUUCGUUGGUUAACACUUCAAGCUUGUGCUUUUAGGGGUCACGAUGAAACUAGUAAUUCAAAAAAUCAAGGAAACUUUUUUGAGUUGUUAAAACUUUUAGCAUCUUAUAAUGAUGAAAUUGCAAAAGUUGUGUUGGAAAAUGCUCCACAAAAUUGCAAAUAUACUUCACAUCAAAUUCAAAAAGAGCUCUUGAAAAUUCUUUCUAGUAGGGUGAAAAAGCAUAUUCGUGAGGAAAUUGGUGAUUCCAAAUUUUGUAUCGUUGUGGAUGAAGCCCGCGAUGAGUCAAAAAAGGAACAAAUGGCUCUUGUAUUAAGAUUUGUUGAUAAAGUUGGUUUAAUACAAGAAAUAUUUUUUGAUGUGGCACAUGUUAAAGACGCCACAUCUUUAACUCUUAAGGAAGCAAUAUGUGAUAUACUUUCUCGACAUAACUUUGAUGUUUCUAACAUUCGUGGCCAAGGUUAUGAUGGUGCUAGCAACAUGAGAGGAGAAAGGAAUGGCUUACAAGCACUCUUUAUGAAGGAUUGUCCUUAUGCGUACCAUGUUCAUUAUUUUGCUCACCGAUUGCAACUUGCGUUGGUUACAUCUUCAAGAGAGGUAAAAUCAGUUCAUAAAUUCUUUGAAAAGUUAAUUUUUAUUUUUAAUGUUGUUUGUUCUUCUACGAAGCGCCAUGAUGAGUUACAAGCGACCAAAUUAGAAGAAAUUGCAUAUUUAUUAGACAUUGAUGAGAUUGUAACUGGUAAUGGUGCAAAUCAAGUUGGUACUUUGAAACGAGCGGGAGAUACUCGUUGGGGAUCACAUUAUAAUUCUAUUUGUAGCUUGAUAAACAUGUAUGAAGCAACUUGUUCAAUUUAUAAAAAAAAAUUGCAAGAGAAAGAGGAAGUUAUGCUACACACGGGGAUGCUGAUAGUUCUUAUAAUUAUUUGA